Molecule: messenger RNA, 660 nt
Organism: Phytophthora megakarya
Lineage: Eukaryota; Oomycota; Peronosporomycetes; Peronosporales; Peronosporaceae
Source: the annotation of a GenBank genome assembly
AUGCUUCCGGUCACUACUCACGUGAGUGUACGGCACCUGUACACUCGAGCCAAGGUCGAAGUGGUGAUACUGGGUAUCGUCACGGUCGAACAAAAAAACGCAUGGGACCAUCACACGUGUCUAGAACGGACACGCAGUAUUGAGGACUGCAGCCCCCGUGAGAGGGAAUCUCAGUGCGAAGUGCAAGAUGACAUGCCAAAUCUUGUCAUCUUGAAGGUGAAGUCGAUGACGAAGAGAGCGGACUCUCCUCGGGUGUUGGUGGACUCGGGCGUGUCAAACAACUUUGUUCGACAGCAAAGUCUACCGUUGUUGGACUUCGAGGAGAGGCAUAAGCGCGUAAUUCGAGCACGCUUCUCGUACAAACACCGGUUGUUUGUGGAAGAACGUCUCGUCCUGGACUUGGGCGACAAGUUCGACAUAGUGUCGGGCAUGCCGUGGCUUGCACGGCAUGAUCCUAUUAUCGACUGGGAGAAGCGUACGGUCGUACGCUUCGGACACCGCGGCGCAACAGAUACACCUAACGGUGCAUCCGAACCUCCUUCAGAGACAGUGGCUCGCGCCGCUGUCUCUGGUCAUACCACGUGGAGCGCGCGGGCGGUAACGACUUCGGGGUGUCGACAAAAAAGGAGUGUUUGGUCAGGGACCAGACACUACCAAUAA